GCGUCUGGGCCCAGCUCCCGGCUCCUCCUCCGCUGAAGUCGCGGGCGCGCUCCCUCCCAGCAGCGGGCCCCGGGGUCUGGGCUCGCCCAUCCCGCCCGCAGCCGGCCAGGGGCCCCGGGGGGCGGCGGGGCGGGACCUCGGGCGCGUGCAGACCCCGCCCCGCGCAGGCUGUGGAUUCCAGCCCACCUGGCGACCCGCAGCCCGGGCGGAGGACUAGGCGCCGGAGGAGCCGCCGCAGCACUGCUCGGGAUCCGGCGCGGCUAGUGGGGUUCGGGGCCGCGACCCUGCCCGGGACAUGUGGGCGCCGGGCGGAACCCCGGGGCCCGCGGGCUGGGACCGCCGCAGGUUGGGCGCGAGGCUGCGCGCGGCGCUGGCAGGGCUGCUGGAGCUGCAGGGGCUGCGGGCCGCGCAGCAGGAGCGGGUGAGGGACGCCCUGGCCGCGCAGCCCCCGCCCGCGCCCGCCGCCCCCUGCGGCCCCCACGGCCACGAGCAGCAGCUGGAGGCGGCGCUGGCCGCGGUGCAGGAGCAGCUGUCCCGGCUGAGACAGCAGGACAUUGGCCUGAAGACCCACCUGGACCAGCUGGACCUGCAGAUCAGCAAGCUGCAGCUGGAUCUGGGCACAACCUCAGGAGAGGCCCUGGACAGCGACAGCAGGCCCAGCUCAGGCUUUUACGAGCUGAGUGACGGUGGCUCCUGCUCGCUGUCGACGUCCUGUGCCUCUGUCUGCAGUGAUCGCAUCUCCCCCUCGCUGGGCAGUUUGCUGCCUGUGGCCCAGGCCCCCAAGGCCAGGCCCAGCAUGGGGGACUGGAGGCCCCGGUCGGUUGAUGAGACUGCUGUGCCGGCGUGGAGACCCCAGGCUACCGAGGAGGGCGGCAAGCUGCCAGGCAGCCUGGGGGAGGCAGGCCAGCCGUCGGGCACGUUCUGGCCCAGGCCGGUGUCUACAGGUGACCUCGACAGAGCCCUGCCGGCAGACACAGGGCUCCAGAAAGCCGGCCCCGACCCUGAGCUCCUCGGGCUCCUCUGCCAGGGGGCAGACAUCCCGCUACACGUGCUGGACCCCAAGUAUCGGCAGGACCUGGUGUCGAAGGGAGGCAGGGAGGUGUACCCGUACCCCAGCCCCCUGCACGCAGUGGCUCUGCAGAGCCCCCUGUUUGCCCUGACAAAGGAAACCCUGCAGGGCAGUGGCCCCUCGUCCCCCAGGAAGGCCCCCCUGGGCCCUGCAGCUGUGAGCACUGUCCAGAGUGGGCUGGUCCUCGAGGCUGGCCCGGCCAGAGCCAGAGCCUAUAUCGACAGGCUGCUGUGUCUGUGGGGCCGGGAUACCCCAGCAAAGGGUAGCUGGGGAGAGCAGGGACCUCGGAGGCGUGCAGUGUCCCCAUCCCCACAGAAGCAGGGUGGCUGGAAUACAGAUGGUGGAGGCCAACUUAAGAAGCUGGUCUUUGCCCCAGGGAGGGAAGAUGAGGGAGGGCCAGCUCAGAGGAGGGAUGCCAGCAGGAGUGGCCCCCAGCAGCAGGGACCCGUGCCCCUUGAGAGUCCUCAGCACCCUGGCAGCCUUCCAGAGGAGGGGCCCCAGCCCUCGAACCAUUGCGUCCUCAGAGAGACCAUGGCGGGGCCAUCUCCCAGCUCGCAGGCCCAGCGCACACCCCCACCUCAGGACUGUGGACGAGACGACAUGCUGCCACCCAGGAGGCUGGACGAGAGCCCCCUGCCGUCCUCUGGGCACUCUGCCCACCUGCCCUUUGCUGCCAGCAAGCCUUCACCACCAUGGCUGAAAACGGGUCCCCCCAAGAGCAAGCCUGAAAAGAUGAAGAGAAGGCCCACGGACAAAGUGCUGAGGUUCGCAGGGCAGCCAUCACUUCGGCUGGAGAGGCUUGAGGGUGCCCAGGCCGCCACCAAGCUAUCCCUGGAGUGGGACCCUGCCCACUGGCCCCCAGGGAGGGGCGCGCUCCAGAGGAGGCCGGCCCUGGCCUGGGAGGUGCCUGGGCGCUCCUGUUCUGAGUCUACUCUCUACCCCAUGCCCAUCCUCGUCCCCCUGGCGGUGGCCCCGCAGGAGAGCCAGCGGACCUCAGCCCAUGCCCUGUUCCCCUUGGAGGCGACACUGCUCACCUCGGCGGCCAGGAGGAAGCAUGGCCGCUGGCAGUCCACUGUGGACAUCUCGGUGCGGGCCCGCCUGGCUGGUUACCCAGAGUCUAACCUGGGGCCCCACAGACCCACGGCCAGGAGGGUGGGUGGCCCACAGGCCCGGGGCCGGCCCGCACUGGUCCGCCAGGAUGCCCACACCAGGAGCGACUCAGAGCCCUCCAAUCACUCGGCCGAGUGUGACCCGCGGUUCCCCUCGGUUAUCCCGGAGACCAGUGAGGGGGAGGCCAGUGAGCACACCACCAGCCGAUUCGCAGACCACGAGUCCGGCAGCAGCGACGGGGAGGGCGGCGGCCGGAGCAGGGACUGCGGCAUGGCACUGGGCCACGCAGCGGCCGGGCACAGGGAGCUGGCCUGGCCCCAGGCGGCCCCGGUCAGCUCAAGGCCACUCCUGUCCCCCGUGCCCAAGCUGUGCCGUAUCAAGGCCUCCAAGGCCCUGAAGAAGAAGAUCCGCAGGUUCCAGCCGACGGCCCUGAAGGUCAUGACCAUGGUGUGAGCCGCAGCAGCUGUCGGAGACGCUGGUGCACACAGAGGCUCUUUCCAUGCGGUGACCUGUGGUUGGCUGUUCCAGUGGUGCCUAUCUCCCGAGGCCACCACGGAACAGGAGGCCUCUCAGAUGGGCUCUGCCUGUGUAGUGCAGCCGUGCGCCCUGCCCCGGCGAAGACCCGGCUGACCCAGCGUCUCGACUCAGCAUCUCCCCAGAAGCUAUUUGUUCCUGACAGUGCCUGUUCCUGCCUCGUCAUCCUCCCGAGGCUUUGCCUGCCCUCCCUCCACGCCGCUGGGGACGCGGUUUCCAGUCUUUCAGCCAUUCCUCCCCAAAAGCAUCUUAAAGAGACAGUUGUGGGACUCUGUGCUGGAA
Sapajus apella (tufted capuchin) is the source of this 2995-nucleotide messenger RNA. It is a transcript of the gene DACT2, whose product is annotated as dishevelled binding antagonist of beta catenin 2. Lineage: Eukaryota; Metazoa; Chordata; Mammalia; Primates; Cebidae. Gene Ontology annotation, cellular component: cytoplasm. Gene Ontology annotation, biological process: negative regulation of nodal signaling pathway. The record is from RefSeq and is a predicted model, not a curated record. Bases 296 to 2632 code for a protein of 778 amino acids. The transcript is spliced from 4 exons.